Molecule: messenger RNA, 936 nt
Organism: Rhipicephalus microplus (southern cattle tick)
Lineage: Eukaryota; Metazoa; Arthropoda; Arachnida; Ixodida; Ixodidae
Product: NADH-cytochrome b5 reductase 2
Molecular function (GO): oxidoreductase activity; FAD binding
Source: RefSeq, a predicted model, not a curated record
AUGUUCGACCAGUUCGACGCGAGCACUCGUCAAGCGCUGCUGCUUCUAGCGGCCGGCGCCGGCAUCCUGAUCCUGUGGGCUCGGCGCAACGCAGCAAGCUCGGAAGAGAAGCCUGACAUAGCGCUGCUGAAGAAUAUUCACCGUGACUACAUUGUCCAUUUAAAGGAGCGGGUGCAAGUGACGCACAACACGGUGCUGCUACGCUUCGCGCUGCCCAGCGAGGACCAGGUGCUCGGUUGCGCCGUUGGACAGCACGUGUACCUGAGCCUGUACAAAGGGGAGCGGCUGCUGGUUCGUCCAUACACACCUGUCAGCCUCUGUGACCAGCGUGGCACUUUCGACAUCAUCAUCAAGGUGUAUCGGCAAGGAACAUCGUUGAAAUACCCAGAUGGCGGGAUUAUGUCGCAAACGCUGGACAGCCUCUUACCGGGUGAUCCCGUGCAGAUUCAGGGACCGAAGGGGAAGUUCGAGUACAUUGGUCGUGGCCGGUUCCUGCUGGAGAAAAGUAGCGUGAUGUACGUCGCCUCGCACAUCGGUCUGGUGGCUGCCGGUUCGGGAGUGACGCCCAUGUUGCAGCUGCUGCGCCAGACGUUUGCGGACGCGAGCGAUUUCACGCGCAUGUUCAUGGUGAACGUGAACCACUCAGAGAGGGAUAUCAUCAUGCACAAGGAGCUCGACGAAUACGCCGAGAGCCAUCGCAGGACAUUCAGGCUGUGCCACGUGCUGACCAAGAUGCCCGAACGCAACAGGCUUCGCCAAACGCACGUGGGCUACUUGGCUGGCCCACUGACACAGGCCAUCUUGGAAAAGUACCUGCCACCACCUUCCUCGUACAGCGUCAUCCUCGUCUGCGGUCCACCUCUGUUGGUCAGCAAUGUGUGCCAACCCGCACUGAAGAACAUCGGCCACGACCGCAAGCGUGUGCUCGUCUAUUGA